Molecule: messenger RNA, 2640 nt
Organism: Penicillium malachiteum
Lineage: Eukaryota; Fungi; Ascomycota; Eurotiomycetes; Eurotiales; Aspergillaceae
Product: putative arsenite resistance protein Ars2
Exons: 4
Coding region: 1-2640 (879 amino acids)
Cellular component (GO): kinetochore
Source: RefSeq, a predicted model, not a curated record
AUGGAUUCAUAUGACGGCUACGCCUCCCCAGGCAGAAAUCGCGAUCUCGCGGAUUCUCUUUCCGGACGAGGUCAAGGUGACUACCGUCGCCGAUCACCUGCGUCACAGGACAGACGCCGGGCUCGAGGCCGUUCCCGUUCGCCCAUGAUUGACCGCUACGAACCAUCAGACCGUCGUCCCAGGGAGGAUUUCUACAACAACUCCCGAGAGCAUGCUGCUCGCGAGCGCGAGGACCGCCGACGUCCCCCUUCACCCAAUGUCGCUAACAUCGAUCGUUACGUACCCGGCCAGGACUCUGGCAAGAGACCGCUUCCGACCAAUCCACUUCCUAACCCACUCAGUCUGGAUUUCCAGGUUGGCUUUAACUGGUUUGCGGAAUGGUGGAGGGCGGAAGAGGGAAUCAAAGAGGAGAAAGAACGUGCCAAGCUUGGUGGACGUCGCCCAUCUGACCGAGUCAAAGGAGAGCGGGAGGCCCGCGAUGACCGAGAGAAAGAGCGAGCCCAGAUCCAAGAAGCCUACGACAACUACAAAAGGAAUCUACAAGUUACAUUGGCUCGUCAAUUCGUUAUCCAACACCGAUCAGAAGAAUGGUUCAAAGAACGCUACGCGCCAGAAGUGCGAGAUCCGCUUCACGACUGUAUCAAACAAUACCGGAAAGGUGCAUACGAUCAAUGGGAGCGUGAUGUGCAAGCAGGAGUUUUUGAUGAUUUCACCCUAGAGGGUAUCUACAAGAAUGACAGUGACGGUGCGGGAGGUGUGAUCGAGAAAGAAGAAGGCGAGACUACUGCGGUGGGCGAAACCAUGGGUGUGUUGGAUCUCCUGCCUGUCCGUGGAGGCGAUCUUCGAGACGAAGCAUUAUUACAGCCUGCCUUACUCAUCAAGACCUUGGCUCCGAAUGUUUGCCGCGAUAAGAUCGAGGCCUUCUGCAAAGAGCACCUUGGAGAAAACGACGGAGGGUUCAAAUGGCUCAGCCUCAGCGACCCCAACCCAUCUAAAAAGUUUCAUCGUAUGGGUUGGAUCUUGCUUCAUCCUACUUCCAAUAACGGAGUCGUGGAACGAGGCGAUGGCCGCGAAGAAGAAGGCGAGCAGAUGGACCAUGAUGUCGGCAGUACCUUAAGCACCGCGGAAAAGGCCUUGGAGGCCGUUAACGACAAAACCAUCCACGACCCGAUCCAUGGUGACUUUGUCUGUCACGUCGGCGUACAUGUUCCCCCGUCGCAACCACGAAAGAAGGCACUUUGGGAUUUGUUCUCAGCACCUGAGCGAAUUGACCGUGACCUCGAACUUGCUCGCCGGUUGGUUUCCAAGCUGGAUGCUGAGAUGGGCUCGGAUGUAGAUGGGGUUUCCAAGAUUGAGGAGCGCAUCGAGGAUCUUCGGGGCAAGGGUUGGCUGCAGCCCCCUGUCACAGGCCCUGUGAGUGUCAAGAAGCCAUCCUACGAUGUGGACGGUUUAGAUGAGGGCGAGAUGGAGGAGGGCGAAGAGAAAGAGCCUACUGAAGAAGAUGAGAUUGAUGAUGAAGAGCUGUUAGCUAAGAAAAAGAAGCUUGAUUUGAUGGUUGAAUAUCUUCGUCGAGUCUACAAUUUCUGCUUUUUCUGUGUCUUUGAGAGUGAUUCAGUUCAUGAACUUGGCCGUAAAUGUCCCGGUGGACAUCUUCGUCGCCCCCGCUCUGGUCUCUCAAGUCAGGCUAAGCAAGUCGCUCGUGCUAGUGCAUUGGGCCAACCAUUUCCAGUCAAAAAGAAGGACCCCAGCGAAGAAGGCGAGGAACGAGGUUCCCCAGCCCCCGAAAAGCGACCACAGCGAUUGACCAAGUCAGAACAGCAGCUUCAGCGCGCGUUCAAUUGGGUCAAGACCUUUGAAGACAAAUUGCUGCAGAUUCUGGAACCUGAAAAUGUUGACCUGCGCAAGCUUGGAGGAAAGCCUGUAGACCAGGCAUUGGAAGAUGAGCUGGCGGGUUACGUCAAGCAAGAAGAUGACUCGCGCUAUCGUUGCAAGGUGCCCGAAUGCACAAAGCUCUUCAAGGCUCAAAACUUCUGGCACAAGCACAUUGAGAAGCGCCAUGCUGGAUGGCUCGAGACCAUAACACGAGAGCUUGGUCUUCAAUGGCCACUUCCCCUGUCCUCUGGUGGAAACCAAAGUGGAACCCCGCGUGGUUUCAGCCUUGCGAAUGUUCCCUAUGUGGCAAAUCCAGGGUCUCUACCUGGCGGCUUCCCCGCAGGUGGAAUGCCCGGGUUGAUGGGACCUGGUGCUACCUGGAACGGAAACGUAAUGAUGGGUGCUGAUGGUCCCAACCUGCACCAACCAGGUGUGAUGCGACGUGGUCAAAACCGACACAACAAUCGCUCCGGACCGUAUGAUCGUCGUCGAUACAACAACAACGGCGGUGCUGGCCGACUGAGUCCUGUCCGUAUGACCAAUAUGUAUGGCUCCGGGGGUGGUCGUUUCCCUCCUGCUAAUAUCACGGUCCCUCCCGGUCAUCCCGCUGCCAAUCUGGUUGCUGCUAAUCCAUUCCCCGAUGCCAUGGGCGCUGGUGGUGGUCCUCAAGCCAUGCCACCCCGGGAAGCGGUCCAAGGUCGCAGUCUGAAGAGUUACGAAGACUUGGAUGCUAUGGGUGGCUCUGGUAGUGGAGAGCUGAACUACUAG